Molecule: messenger RNA, 2079 nt
Organism: Panicum virgatum (switchgrass)
Lineage: Eukaryota; Viridiplantae; Streptophyta; Magnoliopsida; Poales; Poaceae
Product: dimethylnonatriene synthase-like
Exons: 2
Coding region: 122-1867 (581 amino acids)
Molecular function (GO): iron ion binding; monooxygenase activity; heme binding
Source: RefSeq, a predicted model, not a curated record
UGCAACCCCGAUCCACGUACGUACAGUCCACAGUCCACACACUGCCGAUCUCAGUAGCGAGGGGCGUACAACGAUCGACACCGACACCGGUGGCCGUAAUCGAGCCAUCACGGCCGGACGCAUGCAAAUCCAGAUACCAGGCCAGCACCGAUCCGAGUGUACAAUGCCAGCUCCAAUCAUAUCGAGCACCCAUCGCUCUUCAAUUUUGAUGGUACACGCCCGUGUCCUGCAUCCCACCCGACCGAUGAUGAUGGAGCUACCAGCACCGUCGCCGACGACAUCCUUCCUCGCCGUCGUGCUCGCCGCCGCUCUCUUCCUCGCGUCCAUCCUCCGCCUCCGCGGGCGCGCCGCGCGCAAGUACAACCUCCCGCCGGGCCCCCGGCCGUGGCCGGUGAUCGGCAACCUGGACCUGCUCGGCCCGCUCCCGCACCACUCCGCCCGCGACCUCUCCGCGCGGCACGGCUCGCUCAUGUCGCUCCGGCUCGGCUCCUUCCCCGCCGUCGUCGCCUCGUCGCCCGACAUGGCCAGGUUCUUCCUCAAGACCCGCGACCUGGCGUUCGUGGACCGCCCCCGGACGGCCGCCGGCAAGUACAUCUCCUACAACUACUCCGGCCUCUUCUCCUCGCCCUACGGCGCGUACUGGCGUCAGGGGCGGAAGCUCUGGCAGGCCGAGCUCUUCAACGCGAGGCGGCUCGCGUCGCUCGAGCACGUCCGCGGCGAGGAGGUGCGCUCCAUGCUCAGCGACCUGCGCGCCGCUGCUGCGGCGGCGGCGGCGGCGGUGGCGCUCAGGGAGCACCUAUUCAUGGUGAACCUCAACGUCAUCUCGCGCAUGGUGCUGGGCAGGAAGUACAUCGUCGAUGGGGCUGGCUCGCCGUUCACGCCUGAGGAGUUCAGGUGGAUGAUCGACGAGAUAUUCUUUCUCCACGGCGUGCUCAACGUCGGGGACGUGAUCCCGUGGCUCGGCUGGCUGGACCCGCAGGGGUACGUCAAGAGGAUGAAGAGGUUGGCCAAGAUGGUUGAUCGGUUCCUGGAGCACGUGCUGGACGAGCACAACGAGCGGCGGCGGCGCGAGGGCGAGGGGUUCCUUGCCAGGGACAUGGUGGACGUGCUUCUCGAGCUCGCCGACGACCCCAACCUCGAGGUCCCCAUCCACCGGGACUGUGUCAAGGGGUUCAUUCUAGACCUCAUCGGCGGCGGCACGGAUACCUCGGCGGUGACCGUCGAGUGGGCCAUGUCGGAGCUCCUGAUGAACCCCGACGUCCUUGCCAAGGCCACCGAGGAGCUGGACCGUGUCAUCGGCCGCGGCCGCCUCGUGGAGGAGGAAGACAUGCCGAACCUCCCCUACGUGGAGGCCGUCGUGAAGGAGACCAUGCGCCUGCACCCUGUGGCACCGCUCCUGACGCCGCGGCUGUCCCGGGAGGACGUGUCCGUGGGCGGCUACGACAUCCCGGCAGGCACGCGCAUCCUCAUCAACAUCUGGGCCAUCGGCCGCGACCCGGCCGUGUGGGAGGCUCCCAUGGAGUUUCGGCCGGAGCGGUUUAUCGGCCGCGGCGGCGGCGUGGACGUGAAAGGGCAGGACUUCGAGCUGCUGCCGUUCGGGUCCGGCCGCCGGAUGUGCCCCGGCAUCGGCCUCGGGCUCAAGAUGGUGCACAUGAUCCUGGCGAACCUGCUGCACGCCUUCGCGUGGAGGCUCCCCGACGGUGUGGCGGCGGAGGAGCUGAGCAUGGAGGAGACGUUCGGGCUGACCGUGCCCCGGAGGGUUCCACUUGAGGCCGUCGCCGAGCCGAAGUGCCCUGAGGCAUGCAGAUUUGGCUCACCUCUAUGCUGUGCCCUGAGGCAUGCAGAUUUGGCCUCCACAUGCGUAUAAGACAUGCAUUGCAUAUGCCCUUGUGCUGAUAAAACUUCGUCAAGACUCAAGACACCUCUAUUGGCUCUAUAGUACUAGUACUACUACUACUCUAUUGUUGUUUUAUGUGCUGUAGUGGAUUACGUGUAGUUUCACUAAAUUUAUGCAUCCUAUGUAUUUUUAAGCCAAGCUAUUGAUAAGGUUAUAGAAAACAUCUGGUUUGCAUCCUCAAA